Messenger RNA from Nicotiana tabacum (common tobacco), 1392 nucleotides. The record is from RefSeq and is a predicted model, not a curated record. NCBI's taxonomy places the organism in Eukaryota, Viridiplantae, Streptophyta, Magnoliopsida, Solanales, Solanaceae.
AUGACCCUAUUAUCCGGAGUUGAAGCUAAAAAAUCAAAUGACAACAUUGACAAGGAUAAGACUAUGUGGAAUGAUGUCCAACAACAAUCGGAUGAAGAGGUUGGGCAAACCUCAGGAGCUAAUGCUACAAAGAUUACUAUAGAAGUCAACCACAGUAUGAUGCAGGCCUCUUUUUGGAUUACUAUUGUUUAUGCAAAAACCAGUACAAGAAGAAGAAAGAACCUUUGGAAAUCUAUCAACAAUAUGAGUAACUAUAUCAAUGGACCAUGGUCUAUUGGAGAUUCUAGCUACACAGGUAACAAUUACACCUGGACUAAUGGAAGGAGAAGAAACAAUAUGAUUCUUCAGAGAUUAGAUAGAAUUUUCUAUAAUGAUCAAUGGUCAGCUAUCUUCCCAGUGGCUACUGUCAGACACUUGCCCAGAACAGGAUCUGAUCAUAACGUGAUGCUUUAUCAGUGCACCAAGUCCGAUCCUCCUCCUAUCAAGUACUUUAGAUUCUUAAAUUUUUGGCUGGAUCAACCUAAUUUCGAACAGGAAGAAGAAGGUGAUAGCAACUCCAAAUAUUUUUAUAGUGCCAUCAGACAGAAGAGGAAAAGAUCUUUUCUGCAUAGAAUCAAAGAUGAACAGGGUCAAUGGAUUCAAGGGAAUGAGAAAAUUGCAAAAGCUGCUAUCUCGCACUUCAGCAACCAUUUUUCACAACCUGAUCAGAACAAUGACAUUGGAUUUCUCAAAAGGAUUGACAAUACUAUCACUUGGGAGGACAAUCAAGCUCUCCUACAACUUCCUUCCGAUGAGGAAGUGAAAACAGUUGUCUUUGAGCUUCAUCCUGAUAGUGCAGCUGGUCCGGAUGGAUUCAAUGGAAGAUUUUUCCAUGCUUGUUGGCAUAUUAUUGCUGAUGAUGUGCGUGAUAUGGUUAAGGAAUUUUUUGAUGGUCCUCUGGGAAUUAAAGUAGGAUGCCAUUCAAUUGUAUAUACUAUAAAAGAAUGGAGGAACGUUCAGAAUAAGAAUGAUAUCCAAAGAAAAUUAUGUCAAGUAUUUCCUAUCUUUAUCUGUUGGGAAUUAUGGAAACAUAGAUGCUCUAUUAGGUAUGGAAACAUAAAUUCUACGAUUGCAAAACUAAGACAUUCUAUUUUGUUUCAUAUGAAGGUAUACAUGAAGAAGAUAGGGGCUACUGUGGAUAUGAAAUGGAAAUGGCAUCAAAUUUUCUCUUACAUGGAAGAUUAUAGGCCAAGAAUCACAAGCACUCCAGUUAUAUGGAAUAAACCACCAGAAGGUGUGCUAAAAAUAAUUACUGAUGGAAGCAGUAAUAUUACAAAGAGAACUGCGGGAAUUGGAGGAGUGGUUAGGAACAGAAAUAGAGAUAUGAUCAGGGCAUUUGCCUAAACUCUUCAA